Messenger RNA from Diaporthe citri, 645 nucleotides. RefSeq lists its product as uncharacterized. Lineage: Eukaryota; Fungi; Ascomycota; Sordariomycetes; Diaporthales; Diaporthaceae. The transcript has a single exon. The record is from RefSeq and is a predicted model, not a curated record. Bases 1 to 645 code for a protein of 214 amino acids.
AUGGCGGAGCCCCAGCAGCGGAAAGAAAGAGGAUAUUCAAAGUCAGGAUUUGAAAGAGGCGACCCUGAGUCUACAUUUAGGUUUCACCUAACAUUCGCCAAGGAAGCAGCAAAGGAAGCCAGAAAAAACGGUUCACCCUCGGAAUUCACGCGGUGUCUGUCUCAUGCUAAGGUUGCACUGAAUUUGGCAAAGAAGAUCCAACGCCCCGACCUUGAACAGGAGGCGCAGCUGGCCAGUAUCGAUUUCCUGGAAAUCGCGGGUAGACGACGAGAGGCCAUGGAGGCUAGAAUCAUCGCUGCCGCUAUGGUAGAUAACUUGGAAGUAAAGUUCGAGUCACUGCCGGGCAUGGAUGAAAGACGUGUCACCUCUGUAGAUGGCGUUCCCAUUGAUGAGGUCAUUCAGCUAUUGGAAGAUGACCAGCAUGAGCAAUCUCCUUCAUCUUCUGGUCAGGAGCAGACUCUCGCCGCGGAAGACCCACACGGGUCUGAUAAAGGUGAAGUUGUGCCCACAUCUGGACCCCAAAAGCGGCAAGGCCUUCCAACAGUGGUCCUAGAGGGUCGUCAGAUUAGAGAUAUCCAGGGCAGACUCGCCACUGUUUUGACCGAUGCGCCCAAACUACGACGCAAACCCAAGUUCAAGGAAUAA